Messenger RNA from Trichobilharzia regenti, 1097 nucleotides. The record is from the annotation of a GenBank genome assembly. NCBI's taxonomy places the organism in Eukaryota, Metazoa, Platyhelminthes, Trematoda, Strigeidida, Schistosomatidae.
GAUUCAAGAUGAUAUUGAGAGCGUCCAAUUAUGGUGUAACACAUGGAAAAUGAAGUUUAACGUUGAAAAAUGUGGUGUGCUAUGCUCCAAAAGCAUUUCAUCUGAACUUUCCAUCUCCCUACACAACAAACAUAUUCCUCGUCUGCCGCUUACAACAGACUUGGGUCUGAAAUACACUCCAGAAUUUAGCCUGGCUGAAUACGUUAAAUUACAAGUAUCAAAGGUCAAAAGGCUCUUUGGAUUUUUAUUCCGAAACUUUAAGACCAGUGAAUCCAAAAUAAUGCUGUACAAGUUGUGCGUAAGGCCCUUACUUGAAUUUUGUCCCCCUAUCAUGGACAGUGUCUCCGUAAAAGACAGAUGCAAAUUAGAAAGUCUACAAAGGGCGUUUACUAAACGUCUAGUAGGUGAUAAUCUUUGCAUCUCUUACUAUGACAGAUGUAAUCUAUUCGACUUGGAACCCUUAUGGGUUAGACGACUGAAGUUCAACCUAAAAAUUACAUUUAGGAUUGCCAAAGGGCUUAUAUAUUUCCCCCACAAUGACUUUACUUUCAGUUCACCUAAGAAAUAUAACCUGAGAAAUAAAUCUUCUUCUUUUAAAGUUCCCCGCUGUCAUACAAAAUACAGAUCAAACUCUUUCACUGUGAGAUACCGUUGCAUUUGGAACCGUCUUCCAACUGAAAUUAGAGACAGUCCUACCCCAAAAACUUUCUCAUCUUUGCUGAACAAAUAUUUCAUUAACAACGGGUUAGAAGGGGUAUGUGACAAACUAAAAAUUAGAGAUCUAAUACGGCACUCCUCUGAUCCUCACUGUUAGCUCCUGAAAUCUGUAAACCCUAUGUGUGACAGUCACUUUCACUAUGAUUGCUUUCACAACCCUAGACACCUAUUCUUAAUCAGCCUUAAGUUUUAAACUUUUUUUUAAUUUCCUUCAAAUAUUUUUGCAUAUAUCCCUGAUAAUAUUGUAUUAUGAGUAUUUCAGUAUGCUAAGGUUCAAUCUCAAAUUCCAGAUGCAAAUCAACUGAAGACGACUGGUAUUAAAAUAUCUCCAGAGCCUGCCUAGUGCUAUACGUCUAGCUCUACGCAAAUUAAGGCCAAAA